GAUGUCUGCGCCCAUGAUUUCCACGAGUUUUCACAAAAAAGGCCGUUCUAAAGCGGUCCAGAUCCCCGGGACACGUCCUUCCAUCCACAAUAACCAGUUACUUGUAUCUACAGGUGUUCCUUCACUUGACAGUGUCAUUGGUGGAGGGCUUGCUGUUGGAACAGUCCUUCUCAUUGAGGAAGAUGUCUACGGAAACUACAGCAAAGUUCUCCUGAAGUAUUUCCUAGCUGAGGGUGUGGUCAAUUCACAUUCACUGUUUGUUGGAAGUGCCGCUGCCGACUUAGACUCCGAAGCCAUCUUGAAGGAGCUUCCGGCCCCUAUCAUUGAUGAUCCUGGUGAGGAUGUCUCCAAGUCUGCAGGUGGUGACGACUCUAUGAAAAUUGCGUGGAGAUACCAGAACCUUCCACAACACCAGAGUUCUAUGCCAGGUGGUUUAAAAUUUGGUCACUAUUACGACCUGACAAAGACAAUGGAUGAGAAGUUUGUCAGUGGUGCUGACAAGUAUUUAUUUGAUACUCACAACGAGUGUCCAAAUGAACAGCAAACAAACGAUAGCAUUAUGAACCCGUGCUACCAAAAAUUACUAGCCAAGAUAAAUGCUAAGAUUCAAGAGGGAGAGUUCAGCACUGCAACUACAACUAGUGGAAAACGAAAUAUUCUAAGGAUAGGUCUGCAUUCGUUGGGGUCGCCACUGUGGGGAGAGAGUGGUGUACAGACAGAUGGGUCAUGUGACCCCUCCUUGCCUCGUUUAUUAUAUGCUCUACGCUCUUUAAUGCGAAGUGCGUACGCCGUCUGUGUUCUGACUGUGCCUACCCAUUUGUUUCCGGAACAGAAUUUUGUACGCCGGUUAGAAAGACUUUGUGACACUGCUGUGCAGCUCGAUUCGUUUGCUGGUUCGCCAAAGGAGAAAAAUCCUGCCUUCAAAGAUUAUCAUGGUUUAUUCAACAUCCUCCAGCUACCCAGAUUGAACACUCUAGUGUGUCACAUGCCAGACUCAUUAGAUCUUGCCUUCAAGCUGCGGAGGAAGAAAUUUACUAUUGAGAAAUUGCAUCUUCCACCUGAUUUGUCCGAGACGGCGAGUCGAGGACCCCAGGAGGAUCCUGUAGCUAAGAUGGGUUCAGGAGGUUGUGGAACUGGGACUGGAAACUCAAAAUUAGACUUCUAGAAUGGACCGUUCGAAAGUCGAAGGGACAUGUUGAAAGUGACAUUCAUCACGAUAUGGUGCAUGGUGUUGUACAAUCUAAAGUGCUUCCACUUUGUUAGACAUGAGCUUAAAAGAUAUGUGCUGAAAGAUUGUUGUGUCCAUAUUUAAAUACAAUGGCCAAUGAA
Messenger RNA from Lineus longissimus, 1329 nucleotides. RefSeq names its product elongator complex protein 4-like. Bases 2 to 1165 code for a protein of 387 amino acids. Gene Ontology annotation, biological process: tRNA wobble uridine modification. NCBI's taxonomy places the organism in Eukaryota, Metazoa, Nemertea, Pilidiophora, Heteronemertea, Lineidae. The record is from RefSeq and is a predicted model, not a curated record. The transcript has 6 exons. Gene Ontology annotation, cellular component: transcription elongation factor complex; cytoplasm; elongator holoenzyme complex.